Messenger RNA from Lycium ferocissimum, 2208 nucleotides. RefSeq names its product probable serine/threonine-protein kinase At1g54610. Lineage: Eukaryota; Viridiplantae; Streptophyta; Magnoliopsida; Solanales; Solanaceae. The coding region runs from base 256 to 1953 and encodes 565 amino acids. The record is from RefSeq and is a predicted model, not a curated record. The transcript has 7 exons. Gene Ontology annotation, cellular component: cyclin-dependent protein kinase holoenzyme complex; nucleus. Gene Ontology annotation, biological process: protein phosphorylation; positive regulation of transcription elongation by RNA polymerase II. Gene Ontology annotation, molecular function: RNA polymerase II CTD heptapeptide repeat kinase activity; cyclin-dependent protein serine/threonine kinase activity; ATP binding.
CUUUUUCACUUCACAGUUCACAAAGCCCCAAGUGUUUUUCUCAAAAAUCACAUACAGUGGCAUACCCACACCCCACUCCCAUAAACCCAGCUAUAAUAGAGUACAGUGUGUUUGAAAAUUCUCCAUUUUGAUCAAAUCAUAAAUGCUGGCCAAAAAACCAAUAGUUGUUUUCAUCUGCCUGGUUUUGUCCACACCCCACUUAAUUUAAUGGCAUUAAACUGAACCCCGCCUUCUUUUUUUCCCAGUUAACUGAUUAUGGGAUGUGUUCUUGGAAAAAUAGGUCGCCGGAAUAGACACAAUUCUAAUGCUUCCAAUGGUGUUGAGGUUUCCGAGAACACUCAAUCACCACCGCCUGCGGCCGCAGCUGCAGCGGCGGGGGAGCGACGGAAUACCACCGGAGAGUCAGUGUCGGAGUAUUACGGUUUGAGGACACGUGGCAAUCAACAAGGGUGGCCAGCGUGGCUUGUUGCUGUUGCUGGUGAUGCUGUUAAAGAUUGGACACCUCGUCGAGCGAAUACUUUUGAGAAACUCGAUAAGAUUGGGCAAGGAACAUAUAGCAAUGUAUAUAAAGCAAGGGAUUUGAUAACAGGGAAGAUUGUUGCAUUAAAGAAAGUUAGGUUUGAUACAUUGGAGCCAGAGAGUGUGAAGUUUAUGGCAAGAGAAAUACUUGUGUUGAAAAAACUGAACCAUCCCAAUGUCAUUAAACUUGAAGGUUUAGUUACUUCAAGAAUGUCUUCUAGUUUGUACCUUAUUUUUGAGUACAUGGAGCAUGAUCUUGCUGGCCUAGCUGCUGUUCAAAAGGUUAAAUUCACUGAAGAACAGGUAAAAUGCUACAUGAAACAGUUACUCUCUGGUCUAGAGCAUUGUCACAAUAACGGGGUCCUCCAUCGUGAUGUAAAAGGUUCCAAUUUGCUGAUUGAUAAUGAAGGGAUUCUGAAAAUAGCUGAUUUUGGGUUAGCUGCAUUUUAUAAUCCUGAAAACAAGCAGCCUAUGACUAGUCGUGUUGUGACUCUCUGGUACCGUCCACCUGAACUUCUGCUUGGAGCUACUCAUUAUGGUGUUGGUGUUGACUUGUGGAGUGCCGGAUGCAUUUUGGCUGAGUUACUCGUGGGGAAGCCAAUAAUGCCAGGGCGAACGGAGGUUGAGCAACUCCAUAAAAUAUUUAAGUUGUGUGGCUCUCCAUCCGAGGAAUAUUGGAAGAAAUUCAAGUUACCCAAUGCUACUCUUUUUAAACCACAGCAACCUUAUAAACGCUGCAUUACCGAUACAUUCAAGGAUUUUCCACCCUAUUCAUAUCCUCUGAUUGAAACACUUCUUGCUAUCGAUCCCGACGAAAGAGGCACAGCAACUGCAGCUUUGAACAGCGAUUUCUUUACAACUGAACCAUAUCCGUGUGAGCCUUCAAGCUUGCCAAAGUAUCCUCCUAGCAAGGAAAUGGAUGUAAAACUGAGAGAUGAAGCAGUCAGGAGGCAAAGAGAUUUGCACGGAAAAGCUCACGCUGGUGAUGGCACCAGGAAAGUGAGAAUUCGUGAGAGAGUUAGUCGUGCAAUUCCAGCUCCAGAGGCAAAUGCAGAGCUCCAACCAAACUUAGAUAGGUGGAGAGUGAUGACACAGGCUACUGCUAAGAGCAAGAGUGAAAAAUUUCCUCCACCACAUCAAGAUGGAGCAGUCGGACACCCUCUUGAUGCAUCGCAUAACGGGCCUGCAUCAUUCGGUGUAGCUGAUGCUUCUUUUAAUUCAUCAAGUUUCGAUCCAAAGUUGCAAUCUUUGAGAAGCACCACAUCAACUACAGCUGGGACAUCGGGGCAGAGGAGAAACAAGAAAGAAGAGCCUCACAUGGCUCCCUCCCGUAAGCUUAUCCAUGCAUUCCUUCCAUCUUCUGUUAGACUAUCUAUAGAUCUGAGACUGAGGGGUAGAGCUUCUGUUUCAGAGACAUUUAGUCACCAUAGAUAAAGAGAAAGAUUCCCAAAGCAAUAAUUUUGUGGCUUCAAGAGGUUUUCUUUCCUGUUUUUGGUUUCUGGCUUCAAGGCUCCCUCCUUUUUGCUUGUUAUUGUAUUCCAUUUUCAAGCUUGUAAUUAUUCAACAGUUUUGUGUAUCCAUAUGGAUUUGGGGUUAUAAUUUACACCCGACAUCCAUUGUACAGUUGCAAGUCAUAAUCUGAUUGAAGCCUUUUAGGUAUUUAGUAUUUGGUUUCUCAUUUUCUUUCAA